Molecule: messenger RNA, 2839 nt
Organism: Didymella exigua CBS 183.55
Lineage: Eukaryota; Fungi; Ascomycota; Dothideomycetes; Pleosporales; Didymellaceae
Product: alpha/beta-hydrolase
Exons: 2
Coding region: 301-2616 (771 amino acids)
Biological process (GO): triglyceride catabolic process
Cellular component (GO): cytosol
Molecular function (GO): sterol ester esterase activity; triacylglycerol lipase activity
Source: RefSeq, a predicted model, not a curated record
UCGACCGAAGGCGUGUUGAAUCUAGCACCUCGACCGAAGGCGUGUUGAACCUAGCACCUCGACUGAAGGCGUGUUGAACCUAGCACCUCUCCUCUCAUACUGCUUCCCCCGGACUCGACUGAACGGGUGUUGAGACUCCUCCAUCUCCACCUCAUACUGCCUCCCCCAUCUCCACCUCAUACGGCCUCCCCCGGACUCGACUGAAGGCGUGUUGGCACUGCGAGCGGCUGCAUCCAUGACGCUGGGACGCGAGACGCCUGCACGGAACACAGCGCGGAGAACAGGCAAGAGCAGCAGACCAUGAUAGACCACGUGCUGGGCCGGCCGUCGGUGCAGUUCAGGAAGAUGCAGGUGCUGGCCGUCGUGUCGUUUUGGUCCUUUUAUCUCUACAGAGGCGACCGCCACGGCCCGCCGCUGGUCCGGCGGCUCUCGUCGCUGCUCUCGUCGCGGCUCACCGUGUGGCAGACGGCGCUCGUGACGCUGCUCUACCUGUACGUGGCGCGCAACUUUGGCAAGCUCGUUGGGCUCGAGUGCCCGGAGCCCCUCGCGGCGCUGUACUCGCGGUCGUACUUCCGCGCGACCUGGGUCACCACCGCGCUGGACGCGGGCUUCUGGUCCGCCAUGAAGAUCAAGCGCCGCGCGCUGCGCGACGCGUGCAGCGUCGUCUUCAGCGCCUACUACCUCGUGUGCGCCGAGCAGGCCGACGAGAAGGUGCGCAAGAUCCGCGCCUCGCUGACGGUCGACCACCUGCGCGUGAGCUGGAACAAAGGCACGACGCCGUACCUGCGCGCGCUGACGACGCUGAUGCGCCCGCGGCUGAUGUGGUACCCGCCGCGCAAGCUGCGCAUCCCGCGGCCGCCCGGCAGCAGCUACAGCGAGCCCGUCGUUGCGUGGCUGUACUUCAACGGCCCGCUCGGCGCGCUGAAGACGCACCGCCACGACCGCAUUGUGCUGGACGUGCCGGGCGGCGGCUUCGUGGCCAUGGACCCGCGCCACCACGACGACAAGCUGAUGGGCUGGGCCGGCAAGACGGGGCUGCCUGUGCUGAGCCUGGACUACCGCAAGGCCCCCGAGCACCCGUACCCGUACGCGCUGAACGAGUGCUACGACGUCUACCACAGCCUCGUCGCGACGCGCGGGCGCUGCAUCGGCCUGGCGGGCGACGUCGAGCCGCGCAUCGUCGUCUCGGGCGACUCGGCCGGCGGCAACCUGGCCGUGGCCAUGGUGCUGAUGGUCCUGCAGAGCGGCUCCACGGCAACGCGACGCGGGCAGGGCGAGCGCCCCCUCACGCCGCCCGUCGGCUGCAUGCUCAUCUACCCGGCCCUCGACAUGAACAUUGGCAACUGGAUGACGGACGAGCAGAUGGCCCUCAUCCGCGACCGCCGCACCCGCAAGACCAACCGGCCCAUCCUGCGCCACAAGAGCGCCGACUACCGCCACCUCGCCCCGAACACGCCCUUUGGCUCCGACGACGACGCGAGCGACGACGACGCGUCGAGGACGCGCGCCGUCAACGGCACAGUGCCCGCCAGCGAGAGCGUCCUCGCCUCGCCGCAGACGGCCAUUCGGCUCACCACCAGCCUGACCACCAGCCGGACCGACGCCCUGACCACCAGCCUGACCGACGCCCGGACCGACGCCCGGACCGACGCCCGGACCGACGCCCGGGCCGACGCCGCCCCCGACCAGCUGUCCGCCGUCGCCACACGCGCCUCCAACGACACGCCCCGCGUCUCCCAGCAACCCGCCCCGCCCGCCACAGCCAUCAAGACGCGGCUCGCAACCUCGUCCAUCAUCGCCUACUUCAACGACCGCAUCCUGACCCCCGAGAUGAUGCGCGCCAUGAUCAUCCUCUACAUCGGCCCGCACCACCGCCCGGACUUCAGCACCGACUUCCUGCUCUCGCCGUGCCUCGCCCCUGACGCCCUGCUGGCCCGCUUCCCGCGCACCUGGAUGCUGACGGGCGAGCGCGACCCGCUGGUCGACGACACGGUCAUCUUCGCCGGCCGCCUGCGCCACGCCAAGCGCGCCGACUGGACCACGGCCCGCGAGAUGGGCAUGGACUGGGCCCGCGGCGAGUUCAGGGACGAGGACUGCGUCAACGUCGACCUCGUCCCGGGCAUCUCGCACGGCUUCCUGCAGUUCGUCGGCGUCUUCCCGGACGGCUGGAAGUACAUCUACCGCUGCGGCCGCUGGAUCGAGGCCGCCUUUGCCGCCGCCGACGGCACGGACGGGCCCGACUCGACUGCCGCGACGCCCUGGCAGCGCAGCUUCGGACAAGACGACUACUUCGGCGCCGCCGGUGCCGGCGGCGGCGGCUUGCGCUCGCCCUCGGCACCGAGGACGAGCCAUCACUACCGCUCCGGCACCGCAUCGAGCGCCGACGACGACCGCCCGCUGGAAAUGACGGUGCUGCCCAAGAACAAGGCGAGGCUCACCCCGCCGCAGGAGCAUGCCAACGGCGCGGGGCGGACGGCGAGGGGGAGGGCGCGGGCCAGGAAGAGCGAGACGGGGCGGAGAAAGUCACUCGUCAGUCUGGCGAGCGAGGAUGAUCUGCUGGGGCGCAGGAUGAAGGGCUUGACUGGCGGACUUGGGGGGCAGGGGCUGUUGGACUAGCGGUUGUAACUUGUAAGCGUGCACAGCAUUUCCGGCGCAUCUCUGACAGCCGCAAUCUUGAAUUGGAACAGUAAAAACUGGGACGUGGACGACUCAAGAACAGCCUGGGGAUUCGAUCCAGCACGUCAGUCGACGUCUGACAUCUUGCGUCAGGUGUCAAGCUGGGUCUGUUCAUAUGUGGUGUUGUGACUUCAUACGCACAGCACAUAUCUGGACAGCUGCA